Acanthamoeba castellanii str. Neff is the source of this 306-nucleotide messenger RNA. RefSeq lists its product as uncharacterized. Lineage: Eukaryota; Discosea; Longamoebia; Acanthamoebidae. The transcript is spliced from 2 exons. The record is from RefSeq and is a predicted model, not a curated record. Bases 1 to 306 code for a protein of 101 amino acids.
AUGGCAGCACAGCAACAGGGAGUGAUUGGCGCGAAGGAUCUGGCGAACCUGAAGGAGCAGCUGGAGCGCAUGCCGCGCGACAAGGACCGCCUUCGCCUCAUCACCGCCGCUGCCGAGGGCCACAGCUUCACCUGCGCGCAAGUGGCCGAGCUGGUGGAGGUGCAGCACUUCGGGGAGGCCAAGACGAUGACGGGCGUGCUGUGCCACCCGAAGCUGGUCGACCCGGACAACUUCGAGUCCGUCGUCGUGGCCGCCUACCCCUACGACGAGGACAAGACCGAAGUCCGCUCCGCCCUGGGCCUCUGA